AGAGCACACCGAGAUCUCGACUGAGGCGCUACCGACGAGCGGACCCACACACACACACACACACACACCCCUGCGUGCGACAUGUGGAGGAGACACAGGCGGCGCCGUCGUUGAACCCUGAACACCGUCCGCGAUGGAGAAACAAAAAGUGCUCAAUCGGCUGGUCUCAGACCUCCAGUCCUUUCUCUUGGUCCUGGAUAAUGAGAACCUCAGCUACAUUGCUCAGGCCCAGAAGAAGUCUAUUUCAGACUUGCUCUCUAAGCUGCAGGAUACUCCCGUUGAGGAUGCAGAAUAUAUGAUCAUGAGUUGCCCAUCUGCAGCCAUAAGCAGUGAUCUCAGGGAAAAUCAGCUUCCAGACACUGGGAGCUUUCUUCAGUCCACGGUUGACCUUCAUCAUUCGGAGGAACCGUCCUCCUCUGCUGAGUGGCUGCUGAAGGCGAACCAGGGUCCUGUAGUGCCCCCGUACCCCCCAAAUGGCCUUGAAGAUGACUGCUAUGAAGAAGCAGAACCCUUUGUUCCAACAAGUCAGCCCACAGUGGACUCAGACAGCAGCCUGUAUGAGUCGUAUGACGAAGAGGAGGACUUUGUGAAAGACCGUGCUCACUACAUCCAGUGGAGUGCCUCACAGCCCUCCCUGCGAGCGGCCCCAGAGUCACGUAUCUGUGGUUACUUGUGGAGGAAGAAGUGGUUAGGCCAGUGGACGAAGCAGCUCUUCAUUGUCCGCAACACAGUCCUACUGUGCUACAAAUGUGCUAAAGACCUGAAUCCUCUGUUGGAGCUGGAGCUCACGGGUUGCCAGGUGGUCUACAAGUCUAAGCAUGGCAAGAAGAUGCAACAUGAGCUGAAGGUGGUAGCAGGCUCGGACACCGUGGUCAUGGGCUUCCACAGCUGCCAGCAGGCUGAGGAAUGGCGGAAGAUCAUUGAAGAAGUGAGCGGCUACUCCCACUAUGAGAAGGAAUCACACAGUUCAUCUUCCAUACUUAAGUGUGACAGACUGGACUCUUGCAGGUCAAGCACAGUCCUCCACACAGAUUCAGAUGAAGAUAAAUUGUCUGGCCUUCCUUCAGCAGCUAGCAGUGUAGAAGUGAGGAAUAAGGGCUUCCUGAAUGUGCUGAUGAACUGCCAGUGGCAGAGCCUGUGGUGCCAAGUGGAAGACAACGUGCUGCAGAUGUUCUGCGACGAGGUGUGUGAAGACAGCCCUCAGUACAGUGUGCAGCUGAGGGGAUGCGAAGUGCGGCCCGGUCCAGACACGCCGCAGGCGUACCGAAUCACCGUGUCCCAGCAUGGGGACCAAGUGGCGGUGCUUGAGGCCAGCUGCGCAGAUGAAAAGGAGCGCUGGCUGCAGCUCCUGCUGGAUGGGAGUGUGGGGUCGGCGGAUCAUCCAUACGAGCACCUGGACAGCACUGCAAAUACAGGGGCUGACAGACCGCUCAGCAGUGUUCUGAUGACACGAAGGUUCCCAACCUCCAACAUGUACACUGAUGACCCCUUUCAGCAGCUGUGUGGAACAGGAACAACUCAGCCGAUCUACUCCAACACAUGCAUAGUGGAAAACAUGUUCCAGAAAUCACAAAGUUCUGCCAAGGGAGACCCAGCAAUUUCCAAAGAUCUGGGCAAAUGCAACAACAGCGAAGUCUUUGCCAACCACAGUGAGUCUGUUUCUCUGUGGCCUGUUUUGCCAGGUCAGAAGACAGGAGAGGAGCCCAGGUGGGGGGUCCAGAAAUUGGAUCUGACCGGGAAGAGACGGGUACAACUGCGAGCGGAAUCCGAGGUGAACCUGGCGUCAGCGAGCAAGCCUCCUAAACGCUCCUCCUUCAGACAGUCUCUGGCCUUCUGCAGUGAGAAAGCACAGGGAGGUUUCCUGACACCCUUGCUGCGACGCACCGCCUCUGCCAAGAAUUCCCUUAAAAGAGCUCCUUCGGCCAUUUUCAUUGAGAAGGGCAAGGUCUUCCAGAGAAAGAAGGAGUGGGAGACAAAAGCCUUUGCUUGAUAACCAACCUGCCACUUAUCCUACAUGUCUAUACAGUUUCUUACUUGUAUAAGUAUAUAUUGCACUGAAUAUAUUAUUACUGUGCAUGUGGAUCAUGCAUUUGUUUAUGUUUGUUUUAUUUGGGUACGUUUUUAUAUUAAUUGAAAACCUUUAAAUAUUAUAUCACUUUUUGUUUUUAAUGGCAGAAGUCUUCCUCCUUGUAUUAAGUGUGCUAACAUUCAGACUUUCCUUUAAGUGCAAACUAGCCAAGACGUGUUAUUGAAAUGUAGUUGUACAUCUUCAGCAGCCUUUUUCCAAUGCAGCUCCUCAUUCAGUUGAGGAAAGUGUUAUAUUUUCCCACAAAGGAACAACUUGGAUGUUAUGCACUGGUAUUGCAUUGAAAUGAAACCUAUUCUGUAGGACAUCGCAAGUGUCAAGAUAAUGACAAUAAAUGUGAAUAUGAAAGUUGAAUAGAUCUCCCUUAAUACAAACCACAAUGCACCACCAAAAUAUUUAACAUAAAGAAGGACAAUUGCAUCAGUAAAAAGACUGAUCAACUUCUCCAUAGCAGCCUGUGUUAUUCCACUAAAAUAUU
This is a messenger RNA of Scleropages formosus (Asian bonytongue), 2564 nucleotides long. Its product is annotated as actin filament-associated protein 1-like 2. The coding region runs from base 134 to 1990 and encodes 618 amino acids. The transcript is spliced from 16 exons. NCBI's taxonomy places the organism in Eukaryota, Metazoa, Chordata, Actinopteri, Osteoglossiformes, Osteoglossidae. The record is from RefSeq and is a predicted model, not a curated record. Gene Ontology annotation, molecular function: SH3 domain binding. Gene Ontology annotation, cellular component: cytosol.